AUGAGCCUGGGCAAGGACGCUCUGUGGGCGGGGCUGAACGGGUGGAACAGCGCGAAGGAGAGGGAGCAGUGGGCGUGGCGAAAGCGCAGGGGGCGUGGCAGCGAGACGGGUCGGGACUGCGAGACGCGGCCGGGGCGGGCAGCGGAACGGAAUACCGUGGCGGGGCAGCAGGGUGUGACUUCUUUCGACCGCCCAGCAUCUCCUGGUCUGGCUUGGUUCAUCCCAGAAGUCCUCAACUUCCUCCUCAUAGACACAGAAGCCAUUUCUCUCUGCUCAUCAUCAUCUGAAAUGGUGUCCAUAACCAAGACCCAACUUUGCUUCUUCCGCAGCGAGGGAAACUCACCUGUGAAGGGCAACAUUGCAAAGCAGAAGCAGCAGAUGAAGCGGUUUCUAGAAGGCAAGGUGGACAUGAUCGGCACAUCUGGAGCUGCGAGGGAAUUAACAGAGAAAGUAGUUAUUAGCUUCUACUUCCUGCAGGGAAGAGGCAGGACCACGCGGAAAGCAGCAUCUGGGAGACGGGUGGGAAUCACACAUGGAUUGGCCUCUCGGACCGCUCACCCGAUUUACUGCGGCUUCCUCCUGACCUUGACACUGACCGAAGCGCUGGUGCUCCCCCGGAACUCCUCCCAAGCCCUGCCCGCGGCCACCAUGGUGACAGCCCCCCGCAGCUCCGCCAGACCCUCCGCCACGCCGCACCCCAGUCCUGACCGAGCCACCCAGACCCCAGCACCCCAUCCCGACGGGCGCCCGGCUGCCAGCACUGUCUCCCCGGCGGCGGCGGCGGUGGUGGUGGUGGGGACCCCCACCGCCCCCCGCGCUCAGAUCCCCCUGCCCACCACCCUGGCCACCGCACCCCGCGCCCUCCCAGAGGGCCGCCCCCCGGGAAAGGCCACCCCGGCCGCCCUGCCCACCAAGCCCGCGGGGGCCACGCGCAGGCCCCCCCGGCCCCCCGGCUCCACCCGGAGGGGGGCCGCCGGCUCCUCGCGCCCCCUGCCGCCCGGUGUCCACCCGGGGAGGAAGGACGGGCCGCGGGGACGGAACCAGAGCGCCACCCACCCGGGGCAGAAGCGACCCCUGGGGAAGAUCUUCCAGAUCUACAAAGGCAACUUCACCAGGCCCGUGGAGCCAGACCCCGCCUCGACCACCACCACCCCCACCCCCACCACCACGCUCACCCCCAGAACCCCGGCGUGGGGCUCCUCCUCCGCAUCACCACCCCACGCAGCGGCCGUGACCACCCCGGAGCCCGCAAGUACCUCGUGGGUGCCCCCCACCGCCCCCCUAGUGCCUGCCGAGGACAAGCCGGACCUGCGCAGAGAUGACCAGGGGGACGCGGCCACCUCCACCAGCCCGGCAGAGCCACCAGAUGCCACCGCCGCCGCCACCUCCGGUGUCCCCACCGGUCCCCAGCUCGCCCCAGUGCCUUCUCAGCGCCCCCACGGGGGCGUGCGGGACAGCCCCAGCCCCAGCGACUCUUCCCUUCCGGUCACCCCCGGCACCCACAGACACCCCUCUGCCAGCCCUGGGGUCCUCCCGGCAGCCCCCCAGCCCACCCAGGCUGCCUUCGACCACGCGAGCGUCGCAGCCCCUUCCCAGGGGAUUCCUCAGGGAGCAUCCGGGACCCCCCCGGCCCCGGCCGGGCCCCCCGGGGUCUCAGACAGGACUGUCCCUCCAGCCAGAGAUGGCGAUGCCGCUGCCGCCUCCCCAGUGGUGACCGACGGGGGGCACAGUCCCCCCACAGCGCUGUCCACAGCCACGGGGAAUUUCCUCAACCGCCUGGUCCCCGCGGGGACCUGGAAGCCCGGGCCGCCAGGGAACAGCUCCCACGUGGCCGAAGGGGACACCCCCCAGCACAGAGCCACCAUCUGCCUAAGCAAGAUGGACAUUGCCUGGGUGGUCCUGGCCCUCAGCGUUCCCAUCUCCUCGUGCUCCAUAUUGCUGACCGUGUGCUGCAUGAGGAGAAAGAAGAAAACCGCCAACCCCGAGAACAACCUGAGCUACUGGAACAACGCCAUCACCAUGGAUUACUUCAAUCGGCACGCCGUGGAGCUGCCCAGGGAGAUCCAAUCCUUGGAGACGUCAGAGGACCAGCUCUCGGAGCCCCGCUCCCCGGCCAACGGCGACUACAGAGACACUGGGAUGGUCCUUGUGAACCCCUUCUGUCAGGAAACGCUCUUUGUAGGGAACGAUCAAGUCUCCGAGAUCUAACUGCAACAGCCUUCGCUUUACCACUUCUUUAUUUUCGUCUCUAAAAAUUAUAAAUAUACAAAUAUAUAUAUUAUAAAUAUAACCUUUGUGUAAUCUUGACUUAACGAGAAAACAUUUUCAGCUUUUUUUCCCCUGAGAAUUGUCAACAUCUUUUUUAUAAGUGUGGUUUAAAAAAAAAAAACUUUACAGAAUGACCCAUGGCUUUAUAAAAUAAAGGCAUUUCUAAGCAAAGCAGUUGUAAUCGAUUGCGUCUCUUGGCGGGUGGGGUCCUAGGAGCUCAGAACAGGUGAGCGGAGAGGCUGGCACCCCCAUAUGCAUUGAACCCAAGCAGAUUCCACCCCCCCCUCGGGAGGUACGGCCCCCUCUUAAGGGUGAUUUAGCUUUGUUGCUCCAAAGAUGAUGGUGUUGUGUCCUCUGAGUAUUGGGUUUAGCCGGGCAAUCUUGAAGUAUAAAACUGGCACUUUUAGCAACGCUGCUGGCUCCUGCCUGUCAUCCUAGGUACUCAGGAGGCUGAGAUCUGAGGAUCGCAGUUCAAAGCCAGCCCCAGCAGAAAAGGCACUUGAGAUUCUUAUCUCUAAGGAAUCAGCAAUAACCAGGAAUGGUAGAAGACCAAUGGUUCUAUGUACAAAUGGCCGAGUGCUGGCCUUGAGCAAAAAAAAAAAGCUAAGGUC
Molecule: messenger RNA, 2879 nt
Organism: Perognathus longimembris pacificus (Pacific pocket mouse)
Lineage: Eukaryota; Metazoa; Chordata; Mammalia; Rodentia; Heteromyidae
Gene: Tmem108
Product: transmembrane protein 108
Exons: 7
Coding region: 1-2208 (735 amino acids)
Biological process (GO): retrograde axonal transport; postsynaptic density organization; dendrite extension
Cellular component (GO): postsynaptic density; endosome membrane; early endosome
Source: RefSeq, a predicted model, not a curated record